Molecule: messenger RNA, 1311 nt
Organism: Amaranthus tricolor (Joseph's coat)
Lineage: Eukaryota; Viridiplantae; Streptophyta; Magnoliopsida; Caryophyllales; Amaranthaceae
Product: 14-3-3-like protein
Exons: 5
Coding region: 191-973 (260 amino acids)
Biological process (GO): signal transduction
Cellular component (GO): cytoplasm
Source: RefSeq, a predicted model, not a curated record
CAUUUAGGCGUUGAUUCCUCUGGUUUUUGUGAGGCUCUCGCUUUGCCCAUUUCCCAUUUUCCCUUUCCCAAUUUCUUUCUGUUGUGUCUCUCAGUUCCAUUUUCCUACUUCCUGCCAAACACGCAGACUCUAAAUCUAAACCCAUUUCUGUACUAUAAACCAAGUAUUACCCUUUUUGAAGUGAGAAAAGAUGUCACCAGCAGAAGGAUCCCGGGAUGAGAAUGUUUACCUGGCUAAAUUGGCCGAGCAGGCCGAAAGAUAUGAGGAAAUGGUAGAGUUUAUGGAGAAGGUUGCAAAGACAGUCGAUGUUGAGGAGUUAACAGUGGAGGAGAGGAACCUUCUAUCUGUGGCUUACAAGAAUGUGAUUGGAGCUAGGAGAGCUUCUUGGAGAAUUAUCUCUUCCAUUGAACAAAAGGAAGAGACCCGUGGGAAUGAUGAUCAUGUAGCUAUUAUUAAGGAGUACCGAGGGAAAAUUGAGGCCGAACUUAGCAAGAUUUGUGAUGGGAUAUUGAAACUUCUUGAUUCACAUCUUGUCCCAUCAGCCACCGCUGCUGAGUCGAAGGUGUUCUAUUUGAAGAUGAAGGGUGACUACCACAGGUACUUGGCUGAAUUUAAGGCUGGAGCCGAAAGAAAGGAAGCUGCUGAGCACACUUUGUUGGCUUAUAAAUCUGCUCAGGACAUUGCGCUUGCUGAAUUGCCUCCUACUCACCCAAUAAGGUUGGGGCUUGCUCUUAAUUUCUCUGUGUUCUACUAUGAGAUCUUGAAUUCCCCAGACCGUGCUUGUGCUCUUGCUAAGCAGGCUUUUGAUGAAGCCAUUUCAGAGCUGGACACUCUCGGUGAGGAAUCCUACAAAGAUAGCACCUUGAUUAUGCAGCUCCUCCGUGACAACUUGACAUUAUGGACCUCUGACAAUACGGAUGAUGUUGAUGAGAUCAAGGAAGCCUCAAAAGAUGAAGCAGCUCCUGGGCAGUAAUGAAAUAUUCACCAAGUCGGAGGAAUUAAAUGAAAUGUAUUUAUGUAACUUGUUAUUUGUUGUGUUUUAGGCGUUUACUAUACUUGGUUUGCUUGUUUGUCGUAUGCAGCGUCAAUGAGACGCUCAAUAUAAGUGACCGUUAUUGUCUUCUUCGUCAAAGUCUUUGCAUUUCAGGCUGUCGUCCUCGGAUGCAUCAACUAAAACCAAUGUAGUAGUCAGUGAUUGUUUGGAUAAAGUUGUACUUCUCUCAACUGGAACUGGUAUUCUUUCAGUUUAUCAAGAAAAUUCUUGUGUAUUUUGGGUAUCAUUAAGAAAAAAGGUUAGACCUUUUGCUUGUA